AAGUUAUCCCUACUGGGACAGCCCCGCCCAUCUGAAACGGAUGCAGUUGGUGAAAGCCCCACCCAUCUAUGACCAAAAAGGAGGACAGGUGUAUUUACCUGUGGCUUGGGGCGUGUCUUCACGCCAGUCGUACUUGAAGCCAUGUUGGUGGAAACCCUGAGAAACUUUUUGAGGACUCUUGUCCAUUUCCAACAUUGUUUUCCCACUUUGUCUUGAUGAGGACAGUGACUGAGUCGCUGCAGGACAGAACACCUGAGCGGCUUUCUCUGGCAGGUGGUUCUCUUUAGGCUCCUCGUUUUCACCUCUGUUCACGUUCAACGCCCUCUUGCUGUCUGCCCAACUGGUUCUAUUUCUAAACGACGUGUCUGAUCUCGUGUAUCUGUCUUCAAUCUGCCCUCUCGUCUGCGUGUCCUCAGGCAGGCUGUAAUUCUCCAUCUUGGGAGACUUUACCCACUCCUGUUGUCUGGGUCUGUCACAACGUCAACUUUUGAAGUUAGAAUUGUUUUAAAAGUCAACAAGUACUUAAGUUUACAUGUUAAUAAUUUCAUUUGCCAAGUAUGUCAAAACAGUGAUGAUAGUGAUGAUAAUUCGAAGUGUCGUGUUUGGGUGACGUCAUGCAGCUCGUCUAUAAAAGACGUUAGUAUUAGGGAAAUGCCAUUAAUUGUUAUGCUAUGCUAACAUGCUAAUGAAGGCUAGCAAUUAAACUUGAUCAAAAACAAUGAAAGGCGUUUUGAAAAGUAAAAUUUAACUAACCGCUUAGAACGUUGGUCCUGUCGAGUUGUGGUUGAGGUGUGUUCGCCAGGUGACUGACAGGUAAAGUCCUCUUAAAGGGGAAGUCUUAAUAUUUUCUGAAAGCUGCUGGGUAACCUUUUACUUUUGAAAAUGCUGUUGUAAGUUCACAAAUGUGAAACUGCCAAGGUUGUACUGGUUCUGUUUGUUAGUUAAAAUGACUUAUUACAAAGUGCAAGGUUGUACUGGUUCUGUUUGUUAGUUAAAAUGACUUAUUAUAAGUGACUUAAGUGUUUUCAGUUGUAUAACUGAUGUCUUUGUGACGUUUACACAGAGCAACUUGAUGCCCUCAGUGAAGAUAUAAACAUGAAAUAAAUGUAAUUACAGUUCCAGCUUUGGUCACCGGUAAGCUAAUGAAUUUGUAAUUUCAACAACUUCUGACAUAUUUCGUUUGCCCUUUUAACCUGUAGCUUUGUUGCCGAGUCAGAUCCAAUACACAAAUGUAUAAUAUAUACAGUUUAUAUAUGAUACAUUACAUGCCACUUUUGAAUGAAAUAGUUACCUUUAUUUCUGUGCAUUUGUCUUUUUUUAUACACCAGCGUACACCGGUUGGGUGGUGUUAGCACGGCGGGUUCCACGUCAGCAAGUGUCGCGCAAUCAUCCAUUUGUUGCCAUGUUUGUUGCCGUAACUGUCAGCCACGUGACCUCUGUUAGAAAUCUGAAUGGUUGUGGGGUGUCACGUGAUCAACUGACACGCUGCCAUGGCGAUGAAGUCAACCACCAGGCUUCGGCUCGUCCGUAUAUCAAAAUCGAACCCGUCUGGCGUGUCCUAGGCGGGACUAGUUAUACGACCGGCUAAGGGAUUGGUUGAAGGCGCCAACAGUGCUUUGACCUCUGAUUGGACACAAGUGCAGACACCAGCUGUCAGUCCCAGUCAAGCACCGCCCCUGCGUUCAGACCGCAGACUGUUUCUGGACCGGGACCCAAACCUUGGCUGAUUCCGGCAGAUAUCGAUCAGUGAUCGGUGAUUGAUUGGUCCACUUGGAAGGACGGACGGGAUGUCCCGGCUGCUGGAGGGAAGGAAGGCAGACAAGAUGAAGGACAUGAACGUAAAGAACAAAGAGAAAGAGCGUCAGAAGGAGCGGGAGAAGGAGGCUCGUUCCAGUAAAGGUCACCUCUUCACCUCCCUCACCGUCUCCUCCACCACCUUGUGUUCAGCCUGCAACAGAAGCAUCACCGCCAAGGAGGCGCUCAGCUGCCCCGCAUGUAACGUCACCAUUCACAACCGCUGCAGAGACAGUUUGGCUAGCUGUGCCAAGAUGAAGCAGAAGCAACAGAAGCUGGCGAUGGCGAGGAACAGUUCUGCCCUUCAGAACGUGGCUCUGCGGACAAAAACCCCGAUGAUGAAGGAGCGCCCCAGCUCGGCCAUCUACCCGUCAGACAGCCUGCGCCAGUCUCUGCUCGGCUCACGGCGCGUUCGCUCGGGCCUGUCGCUUGGCAAGAGCGUCUCCACUAAUAACAUCGCUGGAGUCAGCGAGGACCCUGUGGGUCUUAGGCGGAUUCUGUCUCAGUCCACCGAGUCUCUGAACUUCAGGAGCAGGACAUUGUCCAUGGAGUCUCUCACCGACGACGGAGAGUGGUGGUGGAGCCCCCUGCUGGAGGAGCUGCAGAUGGAGGGCCGCAGUGUUCAGGCUGACAGUUGGAGUCUCGUUGUGGAGCCAAAAUUUCUGCAGACACUCCAUAAAGACGUCAUCAAACAACAGGACGUCAUAUACGAGCUGAUUCAGACGGAAUUUCACCACGUGCGGACGCUGCGGAUCAUGGAAGGCGUGUACAGGCGGGGGAUGCUGGAGGAGGUGAUGCUGGAGGCGGGCGUGGUUCACACCAUCUUCCCGUGUCUGGACCAGCUGCUGGAACUCCACUCGGCCUUCCUGUCCCAACUUCUGGCCAAGAGGAAGCACGGCGCCGUGGAGGGAAGCUCCACCAACUUCAUCGUCCCAAAUAUCGGAGAGUUGCUGCUCGCACAGUUUUCAGGUCAGUGUGCAGAAGACAUGAAGAAAGUAUACUCAGAGUUUUGCAGUCGUCAUCCCAAAGCUGUGAAACUCUACAAAGACGUUCUAAUGCGGGACAGAAGACUCCAGCAGUUCAUCAGGCGUGCCUGUCGUGGUCCUCUACUGCGUCGCCAUGGCGUCCAGGAGUGUAUCCUGCUGGUCACCCAGAGGAUCACCAAAUAUCCCGUUCUCCUUCAGAGGCUCCUCGACAACACCAAAGGCAGCGAGGAGGAGGCGCAAGCUCUUAGCCAAGCAUUGCGCCUCCUCAAGGAGCUGAUCAGCUCAGUGGAUCAGGAGGUUCUGGAGCUAGACCGGACCAGGAGGCUGCAGGAGGUCCAAGCUCGGUUGGACCCCCGUGCACAAGCGGAGGUCCGGGGCGGAGGCGUGUUUCGAGGAGGGGAGCUGCAGCGAAGGAGGCUCCUCCAUGAAGGAAUGCUCUUCUGGAAGGUCCAAGGCUCCAGGAUGAAAGAUGUUCAGGUGUUGCUGAUGUCGGACAUCUUGGUAUUCCUUCAAGAAAAAGACCAAAAGUUCACGUUUGCAUCCUUCGACAAGUCUCCCGUGGUCUCUCUCAACAAGCUGAUCGUCAGAGAUAUAGCCAAUCAGGAGCGAGGGAUGUACCUGAUCAGUGACUCCACCCCCCCUGAGAUGUACGAGCUGCAUGCUUCCUCUAAAGACGACCGCCGCACCUGGAUGACCCGGAUCCAGCAGGCUACACUCAGUUGUCCAUCCAGAGAGGAAUUUCCUCUGAUCGAAACUGAAGACAAGGCUUUGCUGCGACGACUCAAAGCCGACAUCUUGCAGAAGGAUCGGGAGGUGCUGGAGCUGCUGCAGGAACGCGUCACCUUGUUCUCCGAGCUCGUGGAGGCGACAGGUAAAGGCGAAGCAGGAGACGCCAGCACGUCCUCACGGUCUUCCAACAGGAACUUGUUUCGAGCGGACACCGCUCACACUCCUCCCGCUGAGCCGCUGCUCGCCGCCGCCAUUUCUGAAGUGGACAAACUGAGCCACCUGCUGGCAGGAUCCAGCAUCACAAAAGUGUCCAUCGCCAAUGGCAACCAGGAGCUAACUAACGGUGAACCCGCGGCACUCAACGGUUCUUUGGAGCUGAACAUCAGCUCUUCAAAGGACACAAACGGAAACCAGCUGCAAGAAAAGACAUUAAAAGAGGAAGUGUGUCAGCGUCUGGUCAGUUUGAGCACGCAACUUCACGCCCUUCAGGCUGCCGUGAUUCGUCAGGACUCCAUGCUGGAGCUGUUUGUCAGAACGACCCCCGCCACCGGCCCGGCCUCGGGCCCCCGCCUCAAUCGGUCCGUGUCACGGGAUACGGGCCUGGAUGGAAGCGGGGAUGUUGCGCUGCUGCGGCGGCAGCUGGAGCUUCUUCAGGAGGAAGUGACACGGCUGCGUCUCAAGGAAGGGGAGCCUCUAAAAGAGGAGGCGGAGCCAGGCAGCAGGAGGAGGAGCAAUGGAGAGCGCAGCGAUGUCAUCAAGGGGGAACAGGCGAGGAGGAGGCGGGGCAGCAGAGAGCAGGAACCACACCCCCUCGCUCCACUGGCCACUCAUGACCCGGUCGACCAAUUAGACGGCGUUCAGGAAGGAGAUGAGGAAGACGUCGUGAAGAUUUCCCCUCGCUCUGACAGCCCCAGAGACCUGCAGGACAUUCCAGAAGAAAGCGAGUGUGGAGCAGAUCCAAGUUAAUGGCUCACUGUGACGUCACGGUGACGCCACUGUGAUGUCACAGCUAAACAAGGAAAAUUUAGCUGUCGUGAUGUCAUUUCCUGCUGCAGAAACAGCUGUUUCGCUCUUAAAACAGGAAGUGUGUCAUCGGAGUGGGCAGAGCUAAUGACUGUAAAAAUCCCACUAAAAGAGAUUUGGACAGGUGACAUGUGGACACUAUUUAUUUAUUACGUAAAUGUAGUUUGUUGGUUUUUGUAGAAAAGACAACAUUUAAUGCAUGAUGUCCAUGAAAAAAAGAGGUGAAAAUGGCCUCGUUGGUGUUUAUUGUUGCUCUGUGUUAUUAGAAUAGCUGAAACGUAACAAAUCAAUGAAGGAAACUGGAGACAUGGACACAAAGUCACAUGACACGACUUGAAGACCAAAUUGUUGUCACCAACUUCCUGUGACUUUCAGCUGAUCCCUCUUAUGCAUUUUCCUCAAGGUAGAGCAUUUUUUUUCGCAAGAGAAAUAUGUACAUUAUUUCUAAGUUCUUCAUAAAAUAUCACCUAA
Molecule: messenger RNA, 5003 nt
Organism: Dunckerocampus dactyliophorus (ringed pipefish)
Lineage: Eukaryota; Metazoa; Chordata; Actinopteri; Syngnathiformes; Syngnathidae
Gene: arhgef2b
Product: rho/rac guanine nucleotide exchange factor (GEF) 2
Exons: 22
Coding region: 1788-4475 (895 amino acids)
Biological process (GO): regulation of Rho protein signal transduction; actin filament organization; positive regulation of neuron differentiation
Cellular component (GO): cytoskeleton; ruffle membrane
Molecular function (GO): guanyl-nucleotide exchange factor activity; microtubule binding
Source: RefSeq, a predicted model, not a curated record